AUGGAAGAGACUCCUCUUUUCACUUUCUCUUCGCACCGCAAAUCGCAUCUCAAAAGUCGAACUUAUGGAACUCUCAUUCGAAUUUUAUCACAACCUCAGCUUUCUCAAUUUGUUACUCCGCCACCAGAUAAUGAUGGUGAUGGGCGGUGGGAUGUCUUGGAAAACCAAGCAUGUAGUAGGCAUUUAGAGUUCUGUCAUGAAAGUUUGCCGGACAAAAAUGGCCCAGAAAGAGGGUUUAGGGAUACGCAAGUGGUUAUUGAUGAGAUAGAGAAUAUAAUGAGAAUAGAAGAAGAUGAGGACUUGGUGGUUGACCAUACUGCUUGUGGAACUGGUUUACAAGAUAGAGAUUUAAUUCAGGCGCAACAUUUGUUAAUUGAUGAGUUAAAGCAUGUCAUGAAAGGAAACGAGGAGCUUGUUUGUCAUAACAAUUCUGGUCCUGUGACUAACCGGAGCCAGAAUGCUGGUGACAUUGUUGCUGUUUCAAAUAACCAAGAUGAACAUUUUAAACUUGAUUCAAUUGUUAUCGAAGAAUGCAUCGGUGAGGGUCUGCUACAACUUGAUGAAGAAGCCCAAUGUCAAAAUAAUAAUACAAGCAGUGAAGUUUCAAAACCAGUUGAAAAUUUUGAAGAAAGUUCAUUAUCGAGGACUAAUGGAUUGGAAGUAAAUAAUGAAAUGCAAAAGAAAGAGGUACAAUUGGACAAAUCAGUGUGUGCAGAUGCCACAAUGGGUUAUCCCACUCACACGAUUGAAUAUGGUGAGAUAGAAGAGGGAGAAGUUUCUGGUGAGUUUGAGGUGGAUGAUGGAUCAGUCGACGUGUUUCCUGAGGAUGUUGUAUUGCCACAGGAAAAGAAAGUUGAUGAGAAGCAAGCUUCUGAAGAUAUUAUUGAUAAAAACAGGUUCCCUUUUAAGGAAAAAAUUGAAGCAAACAAAAACAACUCUAGGUUCUCUUCUUUUAUUGCGGACACAGUUGAAAAUGCCAAAGAUAGAAGAGAAGUGGAAGCCCAACAACGUUCAUCAAGUGAAAUGGCAUGCAAACGGAAAGUUGUAACUUAUGAAGAUCCUAUAUUAGCUGAAGAGGGUGUCUGGUGUAAGAAACAAAAGAAAUGUCGUGCAGCAAGGGAGCAGAAUGAAGGGAGUGCAGCAAAAGAACAAAAAAGAGACAGCGGAGUUAAGGAACAAGAGAAAGGUAAUGUUGCCAAUGAUGGUGUUGGCUGCCCAGUGGCUUGUCCUAAUAAUCUGGCAUUGUUCACGGAAAAGUCAGAUCAAACUGCAUCUGCAAACCAAGAAAUUGCAUCGAAAGAAAAGGAUGCUGGUCUAUGCAAUAAGAAAAAGCGGGGUCCUCCUUCUAAGGAAAAGAAAGCAAAGAAGAAGCAAAAAGAACGAAAAAAGCGGGCAGAAAAAAACAGACAACUUGGUGUUAAAAGGAUGAAGUUACAUCCUGUGCUGAAUCGAAAACCUGUAUCACCCUGCCGUCAUUACCUCAAGGGGAGAUGCCGGGAGGGUGAAAAGUGCAAAUUUUCCCAUGAUACAAUACCUCUGACAAAAUUUGAGGUACAAUCUUUUAAAUUGCCAUGCCAUCAUUUUGCACGUCACAAAUGCAUGAAAGGGGACAAUUGUCCAUAUGAUCAUCAGCUCUCCAAGUACCCUUGUACAAAGUAUGUAUCAGAAGGUCAUUGCAUCAGGGGUGAGAGUUGUAUGUUUUCACACAAGUUUCCACUUCAGGAAGAUCCUUUAUCUUCUUCAAAUGUUUGCACUCCUAAUGCGAAGCCUCCAUCUUUGCCAAGCACUUCAAACUCUAAGAGGCAACUAGAUAUUAGUGGAACUUCCAACCAGACUGCCAAAGCCGUGCCUGAUUCCACAGGAGUUAUUUCUGAUAGAUGUGCUGCACUAAAUAUGGCAAAGACUGUACAGAAUCUGCCUGCACUGGUGCCCAAAGGUAUUAACUUUCUUUCUGGUGGGAAGUCAUCAAUGGUUGAAUCCAAUCCUAAACCAAGCAGCCCAUUGUUGAAGGGUAACGAGUUUGUCAAAGUUGGAAACCAGAUAGAUCAAUGUGCAUCGGUCGCAGUUCAAAAUUGCAAUGAGAUUCCAAAGAAAAUUCCUCCAGCUGUUGCACCAAAGGGGAUAAAUUUCCUUUCAUUUGGCAAAGCUCCAUUGGAUAAAUGUUCUAGUAUGAAAUUAACAAGCUGGGCUAUUAAUCAGGGAAAUAGCGUCAAUUUAUUUUCGUCCAAAAAUUUUGUUGUGCAUGAAGAAGCGUGCUCAUCUCCAAAUAAGGAUAAGAGCAUCCUAGCUGGCAAAGAGGUACACGAAAGUAUGUCAAAUAUUGUGCAUAGGUUUAAUAAGAUGCUGCAGAAAACUGAACCUGCAGCAUUUCGAGAUCCUUCAACAGAUAGUUCUAGGAGAAAUCCACAGGCUAGCUUGCCUUUGAGUUCUGGCAGUGGUGUUCAUAUGUCUGUUCAAGAAAGUGAAAUUGCAUCCAAUAAACAUCAAGAGUCGAGUGCACUCCUGGGGAGGCUGGCAGCUUCCCCACUUUUUUCAGGUCAAUCUUCUGAUCGGUUGGCACAUGCAUGCUUGAAAAAUACACCAAUCUCUGCUCAGAAGGCACUAAUGUCAACACUGGCAUUUGCUGAAAAAGUUGAAUCUGUAAUGAAGAUGAAUCAGUCCAGAGGUGCUUUUGCUGUCAAUAACGUGGUCAGCAAGGAAAACAGGUGUAGUACUACUCCUAGAGGUUUACAGAUUGACUCAGAAAAGGCAUCAAAAGUUUUGAAUUUCCUGUCUGGUAUUGGUAGUGAAACAAAGCAGUAA
Dovyalis caffra is the source of this 2802-nucleotide messenger RNA. NCBI's taxonomy places the organism in Eukaryota, Viridiplantae, Streptophyta, Magnoliopsida, Malpighiales, Salicaceae. The record is from the annotation of a GenBank genome assembly.